AGAGGCAGCUGAGUUUUCAGUGGAUGGGAGAAUGCCAUCUGGGUGUCAUCUGACUGUCGCUGUUCCUUCCAGGAAAGCCCUGGAAGCCCACAGCGUGGCUAGCCCUGCCCGGGGUUUCCAUGAGUUUCAAGAAUCCAGGCUCCCCCACCGAGGGCCCCCAAAGCUGUGGUUAAAGGUUAAUGGGCUCCAAGGGCAGCUCCCAGGGUUGGGAGGUAUAUAAGAACCCAUCAGAUCAGUCGGACACCAGAAGACAAGCAGAGAGAGACUCCUCCAGACCCACUCAGACCACACGCACGCUCUCCAAGAUGGUAUCCCGUAAGGCUGUGGCUGCUCUGCUGGUGGUGCAUGCAGCUGCCAUGCUGGCCUCCCAGACGGAAGCCUUCGUCCCCAUCUUCACCUACGGCGAACUCCAGAGGAUGCAGGAAAAGGAACGGAGUAAAGGGCAAAAGAAAUCCCUGAGUGUAUGGCAGAGGUCUGGGGAGGAAGGUCCUGUAGACCCUGUGGAGCCCAUCGAGGAAGAAGGAAACGAAAUGAUCAAGCUGAUUGCUCCUCUGGAAAUUGGAAUGAGGAUGAACUCCAGACAGCUGGAAAAGUACCGGGCCGCCCUGGAAGGGCUGCUGAGUGAGAUGCUUCCCCAGCACGCAGCCAAGUGACGGCCAUGCUGGGGAGAAGGUGGACAGAUUUGGGAGGACUCUCCCGCCCAAGUGAGGCCCUGGGAAUUUGCACAGCCUGCCAGCUGGGCUUGGAAGAAUAACACCCUUUCCAAAGCAAAUCCCCCUCCAGCAAAUAAAGCAUGAAAUAUACAGAAAUGACUCUUAUUUAAUAUUUUAAUUCCCAAAGGGCAAACUAAGGUCACAAGAAAAAGGCAGGAAAAGUAAAGCUCAGAGAAAGUUGGCCAUAAAUAAUGCUUACAUUAACAUUGUGUGCCUUUUGUGAGUUCAAAUAUUAACUCAGAUCCAAACAACUGAAAGAGUACCACUCACUGGCCCUUCCAUUAUAGGUGAGGAAACUGAUCAUUUUUUUGCCCACACACUGAGCCAGUGACAGACUGAGGACUGGAAUUCAGGUCUCCCAGGUCUCGGUCCAUUUUUAGUUUACUGACACGCUCGAGGUCUAAUGGGCCAGAGAAUUUUAGGGCCUCCGCACUCAACCCCUUGCCAAGUAACUUCCAACCAGCCCUUUAACCUCAAUGAGCCUGUGCAAAACCAAGGUGGUAAUAUCUGCCUUGAGAUCUGGGAUGGAGGCACAAGCAAAGAGCAAAUUACUAUUAUCACCUUGUGACUAUCAGCUCCAGCAUCCGCAGCAGAAUUACACAGCCAACCCACUUAUUUUUGCCUUCUAAACAAAACUGGAUGGGAAAUUUCAUUCUAAUUUAAUUUUACAUUAAUGAAUGUUCAUUUAUUUAUAAACUGGGGCCACAUCGGAACUGCAGCUCCCUCCAUCCAUAGGUUACCAGCAAUUAGACAGUGUCCAUUCUGCAUUUCCACCCAGGCUUAGCCACAGAAAGUAGUUACCAGAACAAGAACUCCAACGCUGAACAAGAGACCCUUGUUGGAGGUACUCUGAAUUCUCCCGAGAAACACUCAAACCUUCCAUGGGCUCCCAACCCUGCCACACUGCACAUUCACAUGCAUUUCCAGCACAUAUACCGAUCAACCCCUGAGCAGCUGCAGGUUCCUGGGAAAUGCUGCCAAGACGCCCGGUAAUAGAGAGAGAGGGCUGCGGCAGAAGGGCAUGCGGGGGGCGGCGGGGGGAGACACAGAAAUCUAUAAAGCCUGCUGCUGGGAAGAUCUGGAUCCAAGACUCCUCCCUGCCCUUCCGAGCUCCACCAAGCCAGUUCACCCCAUUUUCUGUAACACACUCCAAGAAGCAGAGAAACAAGAUGCUCACGGUGGUCCCCUUCCCCGUGGAAAAUGCAUUUUGUGUCCUUCCCUCAUCCUCUGCUGGAAUCUGACCCUGUAGCGAGACUGCCUUCCCCCACCACCAGCAGGGGGUGCCCAUUUCUGGGGCGGGGCCCCAGCACUGGCUGGGGCAUUUUCCCUGAGAUUCUGGGUGUUGAAGAGCCUCUAGUUGAAAUAGACAUCCACCACAGAGGGACAUGGGGUCCCCAGGAGACUGCCCAGGCAGUCUGCACUGUUUAGGUGGGAAUUGGUUCAGCAACCACAGCACUGGGGAAGGGAGAGGGUGCAUUCUGCAGAAAAGCCCCGUUCAAAGCUCAGCGCUGCUGCCCAACAGCCCCAACCCUCACCCCGCGCCCUCUGAUGUGCUUCUCGGUAAUGAGCUGCAACAGAGACCCAGCUACCACCAACAUCUGUAUGCACAGUGCCCUGGCCGCUUGUUUAGAUGUGUCGGCUCCUUUCUUCUCUGGUUUUCCUCCUCCUGCCACUGUUCGAUUUCUCACAAUCAGCUCAAAUAAUUCUUUUUUCACUAACAAGCUCCUCCAGUUUCCAGGAUAGCCGACUCGAUUGCUUAUGGGACAUCCACAGCUUUGGAAGAAAUUAAAAUUGGGAGGAGGUUGGGGAGGAUUCUGUGAGCUGAGUGAAGAGAAAAUGACCAUGCUUUCACAAAACAGAAGAAAAAGAGACAUGCUCCUGGUUAAAGCAAUAGAAUGAGUGGGACCAGAGACCAACCAGGAUCAGAGAUAGGGAGGGUAGCCGGAGUAAGCAGGAGAGCAAAGACACCAUUCCUCUUCACACCUCACCCAAGCUUAUCCAGCAACAUCUGCAAGAAUCUCUCCAGAUAUCUGGCAAUUACAGAGAGGACGGAUUACCCCGUGUUCAUCUGGAAUGUACUUUACACUUAACAGGACCAGAGGUCAUUACAGUGCAACUUGAACCUAGCUUCACAAAAUGGAGAUGAUGAGGUAUUUUCUUGGUAACCGCAUGUGUGAUUUUAGCAUUACUGAGCUAUGUGGAUUUACCAUGAAAUUGAAUAGUUAAAAGCAAAGAGUAAUUGCCUGAUAUCUGUAUGCUGUAAUUUAGUGUAAUCUAAUCAUGGACAAAGCCCAAAAGAAAAUAUUCUCAAAGCAUUACAUUUUUCUUCAUACACAAUUUGUUAUUGACAUUGGGUAAUAUAUUUCAUGCCUUUGAAGGAACUCUUACUCAUGGAUAUCAAAGUGUGAGAGCAGUCAAAAGAGUGAGGGAUUUGUUUAAUUUUCAACAGAUUAUGAAACACCAUUCUGGCAUUUCUCUGUGGCUCCAUUUUCCCCCUGAGCUGAUGCACCCUCAGACCUAGAGAGAGAGAGAAAGAGUGCCCUCCUCUUCCAUAAGGCACUGAGAUGGAACAGCGGGAAGCUGGGUGUUCCUGGGGUCAUUCCAGUCAAAAUCUGAGCCCCAAAUGGCCCCACGUUUCAACCACAAUCUCCUGGCGCCCUGCCCCCACUGUAAUGUCACCUAUUAUGUAGGUGGGGAAGCCCUGAAUAGCUGAGGCGACACAUGAGGCCCUCCAUGAGGGGGAUCAAGGACGAGUCCGUGGUCCCUGAGUAUCUUUGAGUGCCUGAUAACUGUGUGCAGGGCUUUUUGCAGGAGGAGGAGGAGAAUGGAACCCACUAAAAGAUUUAUGGUUGUGACUAUUAUAAGGCUCUGCCAAGACAGAGAGAGGUCAGCGGGACGGAAGGGAGUGUGGCAGCCCCCCGGGAAUCCAGAGCGUGCUCCGAGCAGCCCUUCACGUCUGCCAAAUGUGUGGAUGUGGUUACUAAGUAGAUUUAGAUAUUGGAGCUUAUUUUUCCUCUUCUGCCUUUAAUACAUCAGGAAGACAGACCACAGCCUGAGCUGCUGCUCACCUUAAAAAAAACAACACAGCAGUGAUGAGAAAGGAGGGCAUGCAGAGCAGCCUCUGACUUUGCAAUAUUGCCCUUUUCUUUACAAUAUGCCUUCCUGCCGUGGACAGGCCCAGCAGGAGAGCCAGGCUGAAGGCACAGAAAGGCUGGCUCCCAGAGGCCCUGGUGGGCUUCGUGGGCAGCUCCCAAAGGGGCAGCAGUGGCAAAGAAGAGCUGAGGUCGAGCCCUUCCAAGCGGAGGGGAGCGUGUGGAUGGUUGUGUGGAGGAAAGCAAAAAGGAACACGCCACCUUCACUAAACCAAAGAAGGGCUAUAAAUCUGGGCAGGAACGUGACUGGAGCUGGGAGUCCAGGAUGAAAAGGAAAGGCCCAAAAACUGGAAGGAACGCCUGACUAACUUGUGAAGUUCCUUCUCAGAGGAGGUGGGGAAGGGGAGCAUUGAUCAGCAAAUUCGCUGUUAAGUGGUCACUGGGUGUCCCUUGGUGCACACCCAAAGCCCUGCCUGUAGGAUCCUGCAAGACAAGGCCAUCGACAGCCAGAACCCACCAUGGAGGUAGAAGGGCUGACCAUGGGUGGCCAAAGGCCACAACUCCAAGCACAGUGGGUUCUACACCAGAGGGAAGACAACAGAGUUCUAGGGGAGGGGCUGUGGGCCACUUGACCCUAGAUGUGUGGAACGGCAGCAGUGUCCCCAAACAUAAGGAAGCUGACAAAGCCCACACUGCGUGCCACCACUGGGGGUGGCUCCAGUUCAGUCCAUAUUUUUAAAUCGCCCUGAGAUCCAUUGUGAUAAAAUAGACCAUAACUCUGUGAAAUGCUGUAACGACAACUUUGUUUAAGCAUUAGUUUCAAGCCCUCUUAGAAUACGUGGGGCCAGUACUGAUGCCGAAAGGCUCAUUCUUUAUAUAUUGAACUGCACAGCUGCAAGGAGCUGCACAAAUGUUACCAACUCAUUUGUCAUGCAAACAGUGCUUCAGAAAGAAAUAAAAUACUAUUAUGUGGUAUAUGUGUUAGGCAAUCACUAUAUCAAAUUCACGGCAUUCCGUGCAAACACAGACAGAGAAAAGGAAAACAACACUUGGUGAGAGAAAUCACACCACAUGGGAGCAGCUAAGUCAGGGGAGAUGGGGAGGCCAAUAGUGGAAGCUGACCAAGCUGAGGCUGUAAUUUUCCCAGCAAUUGUGGCCAGGGUUGAAUACCCCUAAGGUGGAGCAAGUGGCAGGAAUGCAAAACCCAGACAGAGGAGCAUAGCAUUGCCCAGCGUGUCAGGGAGGGGAGGGAAUAAAGUGAGGAGUGGGUAAGGGGUCUGUUGGGACAGAUAUGGGGAUUCCAGAGAGAAGGGGCCUGGGGGAAGGGGAGAAUGGAAUAGCAGGGGUAGAAAUAGAUGGAACCUAUUGGGCCAGCAAUAAAUGUUUGGGAAUGGGAGUUGAGGGAUGUGGAAGGAAGAUUAUAAACUGGCUCUAUUUUCAGUUGCCACAUUCCCUUGCUUCCCUUAGGAGUUUCCUGCUAAGAGCCUUCAUGUAACCAAAUCACCUGCCCUGUGGGAGACUCUACACAGCACUGACACUGCAAAGAUGUGGGUUAAGUAUAAACACGCAUGAGCGUGUGCCCCGCACUGUCCCAAGCACCUUAGCCAAACUACCUCUUCUAAUCCUCACAGCAACUCUAUUGAGGUUUACUGGCAAACAAGCUAAAAAUGUUAAUUGAAUAUGAUCACACAUCUAACAGUUGUGAGUAGGGAUUUGAAACUGAACUGACUGGCUCCAAAGCCCACAUCCUAAACCACCAGUGAGGCUACAGGACCGUGUAUCUCUGGAGUCUUCUCCCACCCAUGUCUCCUUGUAAAAAUCCCAUUACGCAGACACAGGCCCUCCGCAGAGAAGCCUCAACUGCCCACUCGAGCCCAAGGGCAUUUUGCUCCUCUGCCUCCACUAUGGAAACUGCGUCCCCUCCAGGCUGGCGCUCCUUGGGGGACAGUGUCUGUCCUAAGGCUGGGAUCACACCUACUUGGUGCUCAGUGUCGCCCAGUUAACAAGCCCGAAGUCGGGACAGGGUCUUGGAGCAUGCCUGGCGUGUACUAUACGGCCCAAAUAAAACCGGAUCACACAUCAGUCCCCAAGCCCAGAUAGGCAAAUGAUCCUGUCUCUCCAUUCGGGGCAGUGGCUUCCUUCACAAUUAACCAAUUCAUCCAUUAAAUCAACACUGACUUUACUGAAUGCUUACCACGUGCCAGAGGCAAAGCUAGGGUUGGAGGACUCAAAAGAUUAAUACUGUUUGAUCUAACAAACAAAGGGAAGUGGGAGAGCGGAGACAGAGGGAAAAACAAAACAAAAAAUUUAAUCCCCCUUGGACCUUCCCACCAUGGCGGCUCUAAGAGCCACGUCAGACCUCCUCAUCAUGGCCGACCCAUAGGCCGAGCGCAAACCUUCCCAACAUGGC
This is a messenger RNA of Cercocebus atys (sooty mangabey), 6215 nucleotides long. RefSeq names its product motilin (gene MLN). Lineage: Eukaryota; Metazoa; Chordata; Mammalia; Primates; Cercopithecidae. The record is from RefSeq and is a predicted model, not a curated record. Gene Ontology annotation, molecular function: motilin receptor binding; hormone activity. The transcript is spliced from 5 exons. The coding region runs from base 180 to 653 and encodes 157 amino acids. Gene Ontology annotation, cellular component: extracellular region.